AUGCAAAACUCAGAUAUCGAGGCGUACAUCUCAAGAUUCAGUGAACUAGCCCUUCUGUGCCUGAGUAUGAUCACUUCAGAGGGAAACAAGAUUAAGUGGUUCAUUUGGGGAUUAACUUCCCCAAUCCAAGGAAACGUGAUUGCAGCAAACCCCGAGACUUUUGACAGUGUGAAAAGGCUAGCUCAGAAGCUUUACGAUCAUGGCAAUAAGAAGAGUACCAAACUUUUUGAGACAGAGAACAAGAAGGAAGGGAAUAACAAGAAAAAUGGAGAAAACAAAAGAAAGGGAAGACAAAACCAGGGAUCCUCUAAAAAGCAGCAAACCGUAGCAGUCCACGCUGCUACUGCUCAAGUUGCGCCAGCCCCAGCUGCUCCACUCUCAUUUGCGCAAACUACUAGCAUGCCAUACUCAGGAACCUUAACAAAAUGUAACAAAUGCAACUACCACCAUAAUGGCGAGUUCAGAGAAAUGCAGUGUAGCAAUUGCAAACGCAAGGGCCACACCACCCAAUACUGCAGAUCUCAACCCCAACAGAACCAACAACCAAACAACAACAACAACAACAACAAUGCCGAGGCCAGUCAUACUUGUUAUGGAUGUGGAGGAGCUGGCCAUAUUAGGCGAAAUUUCCCCAAAGCCAACAACCAAGGAGCAGGAGGACAAGGUAGGGUCCUGACAUUGGGGCAAGUAGAGGCAGUUCAAGACCCGACAAUUGUUACUGUUUUUUCACUUUCUUUUCUCGGUUUUUGUGUGGCAAGAAAGGAUAACCAGAUCACCAACCUCAAUAAAUUGAUCGAGUCAAGAAGAUCAGAGAAUCCACCACAUGUCAAACCAUGGACAGAAGAAGACACAUCAAACUUAUCUCCACUUUCUAUUGUCCCUCAACAAGGGUCAAAGGAAGAAGAUAUGAUUGACAAGUUGCCAGGCCAACCACAAGUCGAUUUUGAUCAUUAUUCAGGCUAUGUAACAGUCGAUUCAAAGGCUGGAAGGGCGUUGUUUUAUUACUUUGCUGAAUCACCUCACAAUUCUUCAACCAAACCUCUUGUCCUAUGGCUCAAUGGAGGGCCAGGAUGCUCGUCGUUUGGAUAUGGAGCCAUGGAAGAACUUGGACCCUUCCGAGUCAACAGUGAUGGGAAAACACUCUACCGCAAUGAUUAUUCAUGGAACAAUGCGGCUAAUGUACUAUUUUUGGAGUCGCCAGCUGGAGUGGGGUUCUCGUAUUCAAAUAGAUCGUCUGACUACACGACAGGGGACAAGCAAACAGCUAAAGACUCAUACACUUUUCUCAUCAACUGGCUUGAAAGAUUCCCCGAAUACAAAACCCGAGAUUUCUUUAUUACAGGUGAAAGCUACGCAGGUCACUACGUACCUCAACUCGCAUCCCUCAUUCUCUCGGAAAACAAGAAAACUAACGCAACGAUUAUUAAUCUUCGUGGGAUUGCGAUUGGGAAUGCUUGGAUUGAUGACAAUACAUCUUAUGAAGGGAUGUAUGACUACUAUUGGACACAUGCCCUAAACUCUGAUGAGACAAAUGAAGGUAUCAACAAGUACUGUGACUAUGUUACUGGGAACUUCUCAGAAGAGUGCUACAAGUAUCAAAGCCAGGGAGACGGUGAAUAUGGUGGAAUUGAUAUUUACAACAUUUAUGCACCAUUUUGUGAUGAUACUACACAAAAAUCUGGAACUAACGGAACUCAUAUUACUGUUUUUCACACAAGAUUCGGUGUUGGAUGGACGGAUAGCCCAACAACCAUUUUGCCUACUAUCACACAACUUAUUGAAAAUGGUGUUAGUGUCUGGAUAUAUAGUGGUGACACAGAUGGACGGGUCCCAGUAACAUCCUCAAGGUACUCCGUGAAUAAGUUGAAGCUCCCAGUAGCGACUUCUUGGAGACCAUGGUACUAUAACAAAGAGGUUGGAGGAUAUGUGGUAGGCUACAAAGGAGUUGUACUUACCACAGUAAGAGGUGCAGGACAUACAGUUCCAAGCUACCAGCCAGAAAGAGCAUUGCAAAUGAUCUCAUCAUUCCUUGAGGGGAAACUUCCCCCAACUUUCACAUAA
Molecule: messenger RNA, 2061 nt
Organism: Lactuca sativa (garden lettuce)
Lineage: Eukaryota; Viridiplantae; Streptophyta; Magnoliopsida; Asterales; Asteraceae
Source: RefSeq, a predicted model, not a curated record